Molecule: messenger RNA, 1827 nt
Organism: Rotaria socialis
Lineage: Eukaryota; Metazoa; Rotifera; Eurotatoria; Philodinida; Philodinidae
Source: the annotation of a GenBank genome assembly
AUGCCGUUAGUUUCUAUCUUUGAUCGAUCGUUAUCAACUUCAUCUUCAUUUAAACAAUCAACUAGUGUUCAUACAGCCCAGUCAUGCAUUCUUUCCGAUCAAAAUGUCAACGGCGCUGCCAAGGAAAAUGGCUGUGAAUCAUCCUUUGCUAAGCAUCAACCGCAGCAGCAGCAGCAACAACAUCAUCAUCAUCAACAUGCUAGUGAUCGUACUUUGACCGAUUUUUCAAAUAAUAAUAAUAAUAAUCAAAACAAUAACAGUUUCUCAAUGAGUACAGCGACAGCAUCAUGUUCGUCGUUUCAACCACAUGUUGUACCUGAAGAAUCAUAUUGUUCACCAUGGGAUUUGAAAACACAAGAAGAAAAAUUAAAAUUACUUAGUCAACAAAGAUCUGUAUCAUCAUCAAAUACUAUAACAACAUUAACUGAUGCUUUACUUCAUCCAUCUAAUACGAACAAUCGUUCGACAUCUUCAUCAUCGUCUUCUUUCAAUGUUAAUAAUAAUAAUAAUAAUAAUAAUAAUCCAUUUCAUCGAACUCGUUCAGCACGUACAACAUCAUCAACGAAAAAAUCGCUUACAAUUAGUGAACCAACACCACCUUUACUUCCUCCAUUGCCACCUGGCGGUUUAAUACCACCAACGCCUAAUCUUACAUGUCAAUGUGGUAGUAAUAACAAUACUCGAAAUCGAUCGCUUAACAAUACUAUUAAUAAUCAUCCAUUAAAUGAAACUCUUGAUCCAUCAUUAAAGAAAAUUUCCUAUUGUCUCAAUGCACAUGCUGUUCGAUCUGGUACUGAUACUUCACGUAGUUUUGUUUUUGCUGCUACAUCACCAACUAAUGAACGUUCACAAAGAGUUAAUACAGCACCAGCUAAAGUUGAUCUAUCUCAUUUAAUUGACAACCGACAAGAACCAUCUCAUAUAACUUCGCAAAAUAGUACAAUAUCUUCGUUAUCAACAACAUCAUCAUCAAAUGAAUCUCCAUCGAUAACAGACGAUUCGAAGCCUAUGUCAUUUGAAGCCGCUCUACAACGAUUUAAACGUUUAAGUUCAUCAACUCGAUCUAACAAUAAUAAUACAAGUGUUUCAGCAUCUUCAUUACCUAAACCACAGAUUACAACUAAUCAAGAAUCACCCACAGCUUAUGAACGACCAUGGGAUACAUUACAAACAUCUCUUAUCAAUAGUCUUUCAUCUCCACCAUCAUCAUCUAUACACAAUCGUAGUAGAGGUUCAUUACAAAAAACAUCAAGUGCAGAAGAAUCGAAGCAACAUUAUCCCCCAUUUCCAAUCGUUUCUCCUACUAUUACUACUUGCCGACAUAGCACAUGUUCACCAGAUGAGAAACAUAAUAGCAGUAAUGCAAAUACAGGAGAAAUCAAUAAGACAAACAGUCGUAACCUUGUUCCAUUAGCGUCGGAUAUUGAUACAGCAAUUCCAAUCGAUCGUUAUUUUUGGUAUCAUUAUGCAAUGUCAAGACGAGCAGCUGAAAGUAUUUUACAAACUCGUCCGCCUGGUAGUUUUCUUGUACGUCAAAGUGAAAGUGGAAAUCAAAAUGAUUAUUCACUUUCAAUUAAAACGCCAAGAAGCUGUAUGCAUAUGCGUAUAUGUUAUUCAACAGGUGUUUAUAUUCUGGGUGAAUGUUCCAGACCAUUUCCAAGUGUAUCACGUAUGCUUGAAUAUUUUAGUCAAACAUCUGUACCUAUCCGUGGUGCAGCACCUAUUAAAUUAGGUACACCUGUAUUUCGAUGUGAAAUAUUAUCAUCAUCAUCUUCACCACCUAAUAAUAAUCAUGAUUGUAAUGAAGCACAUGAAGAACUUCUGUAA